AUGUCUAAUAGUUAAGAAAGAGAACAAGAACUUAAGUUGAUUCGCAAGGAAAUGCUAAAAGAUGCAGAACUGAAUGCACAAAAAUAACGAUUUGGUCUAUUCUCCUCACCUGUACCUUUAGGAUUGGGUGACAAUAGUAUGGAGAUGAGAAAGAAACGUAAUGCUUAAAUAUAAAUAUGAUUAGCAUAAAGAGGAGAGAAUGGUAAACCAAUAACAGAACCAACAAAUAUGAAGGUAUGUGCUACUCGUACUGGAAGAAUUAGAUCAUCCUAUUUUGGACCCUUGAGUUUUACAACCGUUGGAGAUCCAUACAUAGAUCCUGAUAAAGUGUUAACUCAUUAUGAGAAGGAGCAAAAAAAACUAUGUAAUAAGGAGGCUCCAUUUAAGCCUUCAUCAGGAUAUAAAGAAUUAAUGGGCAGUGCUUAUUAGCAUAUGAAGGAUUAUGAUUACAAGAACGUAGAGAGUAGGAAACAAUCAGAUGGGAGAGUAUAUUCUGCACCUAGAAAUGUUACAACGAAUCCAAGAUGUAAAGUUUUGGAUAAAUCAAUUCCAUAUUUGAUGGAUGAUUAUAAUAGAUAUAGUGAUUUCGAAAGAGUAUUUAAAUUAUUAAUAAAAAGAUAGCAAGAAGGGAAAGCAAGAGUAAAGAGAAGGAAUAACCAUUUCGAAGUACUGUGAAUGGAGGUUAUACUUUUGAAAAAGACAAAAAUAUAUUAGGAGAAACUAAAAUGCCACCUUAGAGUCAGAGGAAAUCUCUUGAUCUUAAGUAAGCAAAACACGAGUCAGCUUUUCGUCCAGCUAAUGGAUUAAAGAAAGGAUUUGAUGGAUUUUUUGGUCAUUAUGAGUACAAGGCUGAUCCUAUUAGGGAAAUUAAGAGGUAAUAUAGUUUGAAGAAGGAAAGAGAUAGUUUUAAGUAAGAACAGAAUAUCAAAUGAUAGGCCUUCAGAUAUGGGUAAUAAGAGUAGGCCUAAUCCAACGAUAUCGUGUUUCAAAAUGAACAUAAAGAGAGAGAUAGCUGGAAAUAUUUGA
Messenger RNA from Paramecium primaurelia, 1026 nucleotides. The record is from the annotation of a GenBank genome assembly. Lineage: Eukaryota; Ciliophora; Oligohymenophorea; Peniculida; Parameciidae.